Molecule: messenger RNA, 1006 nt
Organism: Pantherophis guttatus
Lineage: Eukaryota; Metazoa; Chordata; Lepidosauria; Squamata; Colubridae
Source: RefSeq, a predicted model, not a curated record
ACGUGGGCGAGACGAAUCGGGAGGAGUUGGAGGGCUUGCCGACUCGAGGCAGGAUUGGUCUCCCACCGCCCCCAUCUUCUCGGCUGCCAGGGCGCUCGGGCCGGCCGGCUGCGUGGCUGAGCCUCUGCCAGACCAAGGCGAAGCCCCCUCCUCGCCCGCCCCCAUUGCUGCGAUCUUUCCCCGCUCUGCAUCUUCAUCUUCAUUCAUUCAUUCCUCCAUCCGUCCGUUCAUUCAUUCAUUCAUCCAUCUCUCUCUUUCUCUCUCUCUCUGCCACCGAUCCAGCCACCCACCCACCCCCGUGACGAGCGGAGGCGGGCGGGGCCCCUCGGCCAUGGCCACCUGCUGCGCGGAUUCGCCGCCGAGCUCCACGCACGUCCGGGACCAGCCGGGCGCUCGGGGGGCAGCCGGGCGCACCUGAACCGAACGGACCCCACCUUCCUUCUUUCCUUCCUUCCUUCCAUCCAUCUAUCCUAGCCAGCCAGCCAGCAGGGCGCUCGCACGCUUCCCCCCCCCCCGAAGGGACUUUAUGCGGAGGCUUCCGAGACCCCCUUGGAGGCCGGCGUGGGCUCCUCUGUCUCUGCUUUCGGGGGGAAGAGGUCGGGGAGGAGGAGGAGGAGGAGGAGGAGAGGAUCCGGCCGGCAGCCCCCCUAACGGCCUCGGCAUCACCGGAGGCGAGGAGGAGGAGGAGGAGGAGGAGGAGGAAGGGGCUCAGAAUCUCUACCGCGGAGGAGCAGCCCGGGGAGGCGGGAAGCAGACCUGUAGGAACAGCAGAGCCGCCUGCCUGGAAGGGAGAAGAUGCCAUUCCAUCAUGUCACGGCUGGGCUGCUGUACAAGGGAAACUAUCUGAACCGGUCCCUCUCAGCAGGAAGCGACAGUGAACAGUUGGCCAACAUCUCAGUGGAAGAAUUGGAUGGUAAGGAUUGACUAAACUGUUGGUAGGGAGGAACAUAGGGUUCUGUUUUUAUUUAUUCUUUCAAAUAAUUAGUUAAGUCUUACAAACUUGAAA